CGCGGGAGAGGCGUCCACAGCGGCGGCGGCUGGGGCAGCGGCGGACCGGCGGCCGAGCAGGGCGGCGGCGGCUCGGGGUUAUAUCACUCACCAAGGACAGAGAAACCACAGGACUCUCGGGGACCACAGCCCUGAUUUAGGGAGCCAGACUUGUCUUGGCCAAACAGCUGCUCAUCUGGUUCGUUCUGUCAGCCUGGAUUGGUGAAUCUGAGUCACAAGGGAGAUCUCCAGGUUUGCUGGGAUGGGAAACCUGCUCAAAGUCCUUACCAGGGAAAUUGAAAACUACCCACAUUUUUUCCUGGAUUUUGAAAAUGCCCAGCCCACAGAAGGAGAGAGGGAAAUAUGGAACCAGAUCAGCGCCGUCCUCCAGGAUUCCGAGAGCAUCCUCGCAGACCUGCAGGCUUACAAGGGCGCGGGGCCAGAGAUCCGAGACGCCAUUCAAAAUCCCAAUGACAUUCAGCUUCAAGAAAAAGCUUGGAACGCAGUGUGUCCUUUGGUCGUGAGGCUAAAGAGAUUUUAUGAGUUUUCUAUCAGGCUAGAAAAAGCUCUUCAGAGUUUACUGGAAUCUCUGACCUGUCCACCCUACACACCGACGCAACACCUGGAACGGGAGCAGGCCCUGGCAAAGGAGUUUGCGGAAAUUCUGCAUUUCACCCUUCGAUUUGAUGAACUGAAGAUGAGGAACCCGGCUAUUCAGAAUGACUUCAGCUACUAUAGAAGGACCAUCAGUCGUAACCGCAUCAACAACAUGCAUCUAGACAUUGAGAACGAAGUCAACAACGAGAUGGCCAACCGAAUGUCCCUCUUCUAUGCAGAAGCCACGCCGAUGCUGAAAAUGCUCAGCAACGCCACCAUGCACUUUGUCUCCGAAAACAAAACGCUGCCAAUAGAGAAUACCACAGACUGCCUCAGUACCAUGACGAGCGUUUGUAAAGUCAUGCUGGAAACUCCGGAGUACAGGAGUAGGUUUACAAGCGAAGAAACGCUGAUGUUCUGCAUGAGGGUGAUGGUGGGGGUCAUCAUCCUCUACGACCACGUCCACCCCGUGGGAGCUUUCUGCAAGACAUCCAAGAUCGAUAUGAAAGGCUGUAUAAAGGUGUUGAAGGAACAGGCCCCAGACAGUGUGGAGGGGCUGCUGAAUGCCCUCAGAUGGAAGAAACUGAAAUUUAGAGAAGUCAGCUCACUUGGCAAAAGUCACACAGCAGAUGGCUGAGCCGGGAUCUAAACCCAGGCCUGGGUGACCCCGCAGGUUCACUACAAAACACUUGAAUGAUGAAUCGACUUCUAAACAGAUUCGAGCAAUGCUUCAGUAAAGCUUUGCUCAGUGAAGAGGAUCUUUGAACUGACCUCAGAAGAUGUAUAUGUUUACAUUAUUUAAUACAGAUUGAUGUUAAUACUCGUGUAUUUACAUAACCGUUUCCUUCUUGUCCCUGAAAUAUAUGGACCUUAAUUUGUAUCCUGACUGACUCAACCCAGCAGAGCAUAAAUUGACUGGAGAGCCUUAUCUUCGAUGUCUGAAACGAAAACCCCUUCUCCAAAAGGAGAAUUCUGGAGACAUUGAUCUUUGCUACUGGAGUUCCUUACACCUUUAACAAUCAGAAAUUCCUAA
Molecule: messenger RNA, 1609 nt
Organism: Physeter macrocephalus (sperm whale)
Lineage: Eukaryota; Metazoa; Chordata; Mammalia; Artiodactyla; Physeteridae
Gene: CYRIA
Product: CYFIP related Rac1 interactor A
Exons: 13
Coding region: 242-1213 (323 amino acids)
Biological process (GO): regulation of actin filament polymerization
Molecular function (GO): small GTPase binding
Source: RefSeq, a predicted model, not a curated record